UUCAUGGGCGCAGGAAUCUCGGAUAGAGGUUCCGUAAAGCGGUUUCCGGUCUCUCCGGCCCUUUUCCUCCGCUAAAAGACUCAUCAUGUCGGCCCAUUUGCAGUGGAUGGUCAUCAGGAACUGCUCCAGCUUCCUUAUCAAGAGGAACGGACAGACCUACAGCACUGAGCCCAACAACCUGAAGUCCAGGAACUCUUUCCGCUUCAAUGGUUUGGUGCACAAGAAGACUGUUGGUGUUCAGCCAGCGGCCGAUGGGAAAGGUGUCGUCGUCGUGCUGAAGAAGCGCAGAGGCCAGCACAAACCUGCCGGUUCUUAUGAGAAGAUCACCAUCAACAAGAACUCCCGUGCCACCCUCAACAGCCUGAGGCACAUCAUUCGCAAGAACAACUACAGGAAGGACCUGCGCAUGGCUGCCCUGCGUCGUGCCAGUGCUAUUCUGAAGAGCCAGAAGCCUGUUGUGGUCAGGAAGAAGCGUACCAGGGCUACCAAGACCGCAUAAAUGAAAACACAUGACAAAUAAAUAAACUUUUUGUUUGGAAAAAAACUA
Platichthys flesus (European flounder) is the source of this 547-nucleotide messenger RNA. RefSeq names its product ribosomal protein L28 (gene rpl28). Gene Ontology annotation, biological process: translation. The coding region runs from base 86 to 499 and encodes 137 amino acids. The transcript is spliced from 5 exons. Lineage: Eukaryota; Metazoa; Chordata; Actinopteri; Pleuronectiformes; Pleuronectidae. Gene Ontology annotation, molecular function: structural constituent of ribosome. Gene Ontology annotation, cellular component: ribosome; cytosolic large ribosomal subunit. The record is from RefSeq and is a predicted model, not a curated record.